GCAGCCAUUGGUCGGCGCGCGGGCACCCCUCCCCGUCGCCUUUCACAUCCUGUGGACAGAGGGGCCCGCCGGAGACGACGGCUUCUGCUUCCGGGUCACGCCUUGACAGCGGCUUUCCCCGCCCGGCUCAGCGCCCGAGGUCCGGUAUCAAUCACUUCUAUAGCCUUUGGUCAAUCGACCAGUCUUUGUGAAAUACCUACUUUUUGUGAGACUCUGGCUGGCCUUCCAUGGACAAAAAAAUAGAAGACAGAGACCUUGCCUUCUAAUUGAUUACAAUUUAGAGGAGAAGCGGUAUGAAAAUAACUAUACUGCAGGGCCAAAUAUAACAAGCAGUUUGGAGCAUGUGAACAUACUCUGAGCCUUGAUGAGUUCCAGUAUGUGGUAUAUUAUGCAGAGCAUUCAGAGCAAAUACUCUCUCUCAGAGCGCUUAAUCCGAACAAUUGCUGCCAUUCGUUCCUUCCCACAUGAUAAUGUAGAGGACCUCAUCAGAGGGGGAGCAGAUGUGAACUGUACCCAUGGCACACUGAAGCCACUGCACUGUGCCUGCAUGGUGUCAGAUGCUGACUGUGUGGAGUUACUCUUGGAAAAAGGAGCUGAGGUGAAUGCCCUGGAUGGUUACAACCGAACAGCCCUCCACUAUGCAGCUGAGAAAGAUGAGGCUUGUGUGGAGGUCCUCUUGGAGUAUGGAGCAAACCCCAAUGCACUGGAUGGCAACCGAGACACCCCACUUCACUGGGCAGCCUUUAAGAACAAUGCCGAGUGUGUGCGGGCCCUGCUAGAGAGCGGGGCCUCUGUCAAUGCCCUGGAUUAUAACAAUGAUACCCCGCUCAGCUGGGCCGCCAUGAAGGGAAAUCUCGAGAGCGUUAGCAUCCUUCUUGAUUAUGGUGCAGAGGUCAGAGUCAUCAACCUAAAAGGCCAGACGCCCAUCUCCCGCCUGGUGGCUCUGUUAGUUAGGGGACUCGGAACAGAGAAGGAAGACUCUUGCUUUGAGCUCCUCCACAGAGCUGUUGGACACUUUGAAUUAAGGAAGAAUGGCACCAUGCCCCGCGAAGUAGCCAGAGACCAGCAGCUGUGUGAAAAACUGACUGUUCUGUGCUCAGCCCCAGGAACUCUAAAAACACUCUCUCGCUAUGCUGUGCGCCGGAGUUUAGGACUCCAGUAUCUGCCAGAUGCAGUCAAGGGCCUCCCACUGCCAGCUUCUCUGAAGGAAUACCUGUUACUUGUGGAAUAGGCUGGAGGAGACAUUUGCACCGUCACGCAGGCAACUCCGGCCGAGGUGUUUCCCUGCAGUACACUCUUUGUCUUGGAAAACAGGAAAAGCAGUCGUUCCUGUUGUGUGGUUUGUAUUUAGAGGCAACGUGUCACAACAGUAACCUCCACACCAUCUCCCCUCCCUAAACCAAGCAACCAAACAAAAAAAUCCCUCACUUUUGUUUUCUGUUUAUUGCUUACUUGGCUUUUUAUAUUGCACCCUGCAAAUGGAGAGGCCUCCCCCCUCCCCUAUAGGGAAAAAGUGCAACUAAACUCUAGGAAGAUGAAAAGUAUUUCAAGAAUGUGUGUUUAGCUUUCCUUCGGGAACAUGAUUAACAUUUCAGAAGCAUCCCUCCAGAAGCAUUGUAACUGGUCCAUGAAGAAGUUUCAAACAUCCCAGCCAAAGAUGAAGAUCCUCCAACCUCACAGGAUGUGCAGACUCACAGUUGGGCUGGAUGAUGCCCUAAGGUGCGGCCACGGCACUGGAGCGACCGGAGGGGACUGCCCCUCGCUCACCAUCAGAGGAACCUGUACCUUUGGCCUCUUUUCCAUGGGUGUGCCUGAGGCUUACGGUAGCUCAGCAAUAGCAUUGUCUUGCUGCUUUCCACAUGGUAGAAGAGAGGUCCAAGCAGUCCUAAGAACUCCGUGUCCUCAGAACUUUUAUCCUAACGCAGUUCUUUCUCUUGGUGAAAGCCAGUUUGCUCCAUCGGGCUUGGCAGGUGUUUGAGCACCUUCGGUGAAGGUGUUUUACGCCAGCAGGAGACGAUGGGCUGGGCUGCCUCUUCCCAUGGGUCUUCUUCAUUUCCUUGUAGGCAGCUCACUCUCCUAAGAGUUGGGAGUUACUUUCCUUUCAGUUGUUUUGGAAAGUUUGCUUUUUACUGAUCUAUACAAGAUGUCAGGGGAGCGGAGGGUGCGGGGGACAAGCUCUGUAAGAGCUGCUUUUGCGAUGGCCCGCCUACUCACCACAGAGCUGCUUUAGGGACCCAUACUUAGCCAACAGUACUCUUCCUUUUCAUGGUCCUAAACUAGAUCAAGUCGUUACUGAUCUUGGAUGACCCAGAUGCAAUUUUGAAAAACCUUUUUUUUUUUUUUUAACUGAUUGGAAACUACAAAUAAAAAUGAUUGGAAUCUGCUGACACAGCUAAUUUGAAAAA
Messenger RNA from Canis lupus familiaris (dog), 2405 nucleotides. RefSeq names its product ankyrin repeat and SOCS box containing 8 (gene ASB8). Gene Ontology annotation, biological process: intracellular signal transduction. The transcript is spliced from 5 exons. Gene Ontology annotation, molecular function: protein binding. The record is from RefSeq and is a predicted model, not a curated record. Lineage: Eukaryota; Metazoa; Chordata; Mammalia; Carnivora; Canidae. The coding region runs from base 365 to 1231 and encodes 288 amino acids.